GGGAGGGCGGAGGGAGGAGCCGCCGCCGCCCCCCCCCCGCCUCCCGCCCCGGGCCAGCCCCGGGGAUGGUGUUGGCCGCGGGAGCCGGGCCCUGACGCCGCGCUCAGGACAAGCAGUGAGGAAACAGAUCUAUAAAGAUUGAAGACAGCAGUAAUGCUAACUCUGGCAAGCAAGUUGAAGCGGGACGAUGGUGUCAGAGGACCACGUGCAUCCAAUCCAGCUUCUGAUUCAACUCGGAGGGUGUCUGUUCGAGACAAAUUACUUGUUAAAGAGGUUGCAGAACUUGAAGCUAAUUUACCUUGUACGUGUAAAGUGAAUUUUCCCGACCCAAACAAGCUUCAUUACUUUCAGCUCACUGUAAUCCCAGAUGAGGGCUAUUACCAAGGUGGAAAGUUUCAGUUUGAAAUUGAAGUUCCUGAUGCCUACAAUAUGGUGCCUCCAAAGGUAAAAUGCUUGACAAGAAUCUGGCAUCCGAACAUUACAGAGACGGGAGAAAUCUGCUUAAGUGCUGUUCCCAGUCUCCUCAGCUGUGCCAAUGUGGAAACAAAAAGCUCUUUAGAAAUGCUUUCUACACCAGUUUCUCCACUCAUCCAGUCUAUAGCAUGGCUCCAGAAUGGUUGUGCUGGUGGUACUGGGGUGAUCAGGGAGAUGGGCAGCAGGAGUUUAUUGAGAGAACAUUCAAUUGAUGGCACUGGCUGGGCUCCAACUAGAACAUUAAAGGAUGUUGUCUGGGGGUUAAACUCUUUAUUUACUGAUCUUUUGAAUUUUGACGAUCCUUUGAACAUUGAGGCUGCAGAGCAUCAUUUGCGUGACAAGGUGGAGAGCUCUGUGAGUUCAGAGUCUACAACUAUUGCCUCUUUCAGUACUGUGCACGCUUCUUCCUACUUGUGGGACAUAAGUGGGGAUUUAAAAGGAGGACUUUCGGAAUAAAGUUGAAGAUUACAUUAAGCGCUAUGCGAGAUGAUGAAGGGAGAUGGAUGGCAGGACCAUGGCUUCCACACUAGAGUUGUCCUUAACUUCAACAACAACAACAACAACAACAACAAAACCAGCCCGGAUUGUACUAGUCCUGUGUCCAUGUUGUACUGAAGAAGAAAACUAACUUCAUAACUUGUCCAUGUUAAAAGGAGAGUUCAGCAUAAAUACAGCAAGAAAUUGUGUAUGUUGGUUGAAAAAGUUGUUUGCUUACUUUUAAAAAUGUUUACUCUUCUGAACUGUACUGUAUAUCCUGUUGAUGAGAUAUGCUUGAGAAGUUAAAAGAAAUCACUAUUGAAAUUGUAAUUACACUUCUUUUUUUAACUCUUGCCUAGUUUGGAGGGGGGAAGGAAAAAAAAACAACCAACCCAAACAGAAAAGGUGGCGUGUUCUUGGAGCAGUUCAAGUUGGCAAUAAAAUGGUCUCCCGUGAACCCAAUCACAAUACUGUUGCCUUUGAUGAGCAGAAACAAUACAAACUUUUUCCAAGAGUCAUUCAGCUAAGGCUUAGAGCUUGCCAGAAUGCAAAUGCUAAAUUAAAUUCUACUUCUGGUAUUGAAAUUCUUGAUUAUAUUUAAUGUAAGUAUGUUUUUGUCACGUUUGGAAUUUUUACGUUGUUAUUUUCAGCUCCUGUUUGGGCUACAGUAUUUUUUUGUUUCUAUUUGUUGUGUGAAGUAGUUAAAAGAAACAGGCUAAUCCGUAACUUAAGUAAAUGUGUAGUAUUAGUAAAAUUAUAUAUAUAUAUUAUAUAUAUUAUAUAUUUCUGUGAAAAUUUAAUGAAAGGGAGAUUUUUUUAAAGAAAUUUGCCUUUGGCUUUCCGAUCUGGAUGUGGUGAGGGAUCAUCAGAUGCUGUUCAAUCUGAUGAAAGUAAAUUCAAGCACUGUUACCUGGAGAACACCUAAUUGUGUUCAUCAAACUUCUGCACUGAAAGUGAAUGACUAAUAACGCAGGUGAGAAUGAUAACACACUGCACCCUCUUAAAAACUCAUGUGCGCCUGGCUUUUUUGGUAAUUUGAAAGGAUAUGAUGCUAUAAUUGCCUUUUCUGUAAGUAGCUGUAUAUCAAAUACAUAGUAUGUGCAAGCAGAGAUCCUUCAGAAGACAGUAGCAUGUACCUCAGGAAUCACUUCAGAGUAAAUGCUGUGAGAAAUCUGCUGCCUGUUGUGUGCCAGAGCUCCCCACUGCUCACCCGCUGAGCCGGGGCAUUGGCGUAGCCUCAGAGACCGAAACGUUUGCAUUUGGCUUGUGGGGUAAUGCAGAGGAGGUGCCAUGGAACUGAUUCAAGCUUUUAUAAAUAGAUAAACCAUAGAAAUAAAUGUUCGUGUGGUUUCA
Molecule: messenger RNA, 2304 nt
Organism: Aquila chrysaetos chrysaetos
Lineage: Eukaryota; Metazoa; Chordata; Aves; Accipitriformes; Accipitridae
Gene: UBE2F
Product: ubiquitin conjugating enzyme E2 F (putative)
Exons: 13
Coding region: 154-930 (258 amino acids)
Biological process (GO): protein neddylation
Cellular component (GO): nucleus
Molecular function (GO): NEDD8 transferase activity
Source: RefSeq, a predicted model, not a curated record